This is a messenger RNA of Funneliformis geosporum, 1503 nucleotides long. NCBI's taxonomy places the organism in Eukaryota, Fungi, Glomeromycota, Glomeromycetes, Glomerales, Glomeraceae. The record is from the annotation of a GenBank genome assembly.
AUGGAUCAAUUAAAUCGAUUCGAGAAUUUUCACGAUUUUGAUUUUGGACUCAAAAUGGUAUAUCAAGAAGGCUAUGAGGAUAUUGAUCUCGCGGAAGAAGACAUUGAUUUACUGGCUAAUGAAUUUACUGGUGUUGACGAAGAUCUUGAAGAAGGAGCUCUUCAGGAUCAAAUGCAACUUCAAUUAAUGCUUCAACAACAAUACGCUCAAGAAAUACCUGAAGUCGUUAAAAAUUUCAUAAUAUAUUUUCAUCGUAACAUUCUUGAAAACAACGUCUACGAAUUACAUGGCAUAUACGAAAACUCUUUUAAUCGUCUAACGGAAAAAUUUUAUGCAAAAACGCCUUGGCCCGAGGCUGAUUAUAUUGCUCCGAUGGUCAACGAUGACCAAGUGUUUUUGACUUUGUAUCGCGAAUUAUAUUAUCGACACAUUUAUUCAAAACUUUCCCCUACCAUUGAACAUCGAUUCCAUUCUUAUGAGAAUUAUUGUGAUCUUUUUAAUUUUAUUUUGAAUUCGGAUGGACCUGUUAGUCUAGAACUUCCCAAUCAGUGGCUUUGGGAUAUUAUUGACGAAUUCAUUUAUCAAUUUCAAUCUUUUUGUAAUUAUCGUAAUCGUCUCAAGAACAAAACUGAUGAAGAAAUUGCUUUGUUGCGAGAAAAUAUACAGGUGUGGAGUUGUUAUAGCGUGUUGAACGUAUUAUAUUCACUUAUCACAAAAUCUAGAAUUACUGAACAAUUGCUCGUAAGCAAACUUGGUGGUGAUAUGAUUGAAGCCGCGGGAGAAUAUGGAUCACGUCCAUUAUAUAAGAUGCUUGGUUAUUUCAGUAUUAUUGGUCUUUUACGUGUCCAUUGUUUAUUGGGAGAUUAUACAUUAGCGCUCAAAAUGAUGGAUAAUAUUGAACUAAAUAAAAAGGCCUUAUUUGCGCGUGUUACCGCAUGCCACGUUACAACGUAUUAUUAUGUUGGGUUUGCAUAUAUGAUGAUGAGGAGAUACGCAGAUGCAAUCAGAGCAUUUUCGCACAUUCUCGUCUUUAUCGCAAGGACAAAGAUGUAUCACACUAGGUCUUAUCAGUUUGAUCAGAUCAACAAGAAAGGUGACCAAAUGUAUGCACUAUUGGCUAUAUGUAUUGCACUUUGUCCAACUCGUUUAGACGAAAGCAUUCAUACUCACUUAAAAGAAAAAUAUGGGGAUCAUUCGUCAAAGAUGCAACGAGGAUUAUAUACUACUAUGGGGAUUGAUAAGUUAGCAGCUUUUCUUGAAAUUGAAGCUGAGGAAUUAAGGACUCAGUUACUUAUUGUCAAACAAAAGUCACGACAACAAAAAUGGACUAGUGGCACCUUGCUUGAAGGUGAAUAUGUUACUACCUCGGAUUUGGACUUUUGUUUGAAACAGGAUAUGAUUCAUAUUGCUGAAUCUAAAGUUGGGCGACGUUACGGAGAUUGGUUCUUACGUAAUAUCAAUAAAUUUCAGGAUAUUCUUGCUGGAAUGAACCUUCGUAGUUAA